Molecule: messenger RNA, 3888 nt
Organism: Eleginops maclovinus (Patagonian blennie)
Lineage: Eukaryota; Metazoa; Chordata; Actinopteri; Perciformes; Eleginopidae
Gene: glyr1
Product: glyoxylate reductase 1 homolog (Arabidopsis)
Exons: 16
Coding region: 138-1661 (507 amino acids)
Molecular function (GO): NADP binding; NAD binding; oxidoreductase activity
Source: RefSeq, a predicted model, not a curated record
CAGCCAUUUCCAAAAAUCUGCCUCAGAGACUGGUGCACUUCCUGGGGGCUUGGAGGAAGGGCUGGUCCUCACAUGUGAUUAGUGGGUGUGUGUUUGCGCUCCCCUCAUUCAGUGCGACGUUUUAUUAAAGUUGUAAGAUGGCGACGGUGCAUCUGAGGAUCGGGGACCUAGUGUGGGGGAAGCUUGGUCGGUACCCACCAUGGCCAGGGAAGGUCGUAAGCCCUCCCAAGGACCUGAAAAAGCCCAGGGGCAAAAAAUGUCAUUUUGUCAAAUUCUUUGGAACUGAAGACCAUGCCUGGAUCAAAGUAGAACAGCUGAAGCCCUACCACGCCCACAAAGAGGAGAUGAUCAAGAUAAAUAAAGGGAAGCGCUUCCAGCAGGCGGUGGAUGCAGUGGAAGACUUCCUGAAGAAAGCUAAAGGGAAGGAACAGAACUCAGACAGCAAAGCAGAGUCCAAAGGAAAGAAGACCCCCACCAAGCCCCUGAAAAUACUGGAGGAGGAUGAUGAGGACCUCAGCGCCCUGAAGGACCCCUCUGAGAAGGACUUAACUGACUCUGACCCCGAGCCAUCCACUCUUGAGAGGCUGGGGGCUGGACCCGGCUCAGGAUACAAAUGGGAUAGCAGUCCUGUCAAAGAUGAUCCACACUUCCAUCACUUCCUCCUCAGCCAGUCUGAGAAGCCAGCAUCCUCCAUGGAACCAAUCAGCAAGCGCCUGAAGAUCAUUGAAGAGGACACAGGGUCAACAUCUAUCCAAGCAGCAGACAGCACAGCCAUCAACGGCAGCGUCACGCCUACAGACAAGAGGAUAGGGUUCCUGGGGCUGGGGCUGAUGGGGAGUGGGAUCGUUUCCAACCUGCUGAAGAUGGGUCAUCUUGUCACAGUGUGGAACCGCACAGCAGAAAAGUGCGACCUGUUCAUCCAGGAGGGCGCCCGGUUAGGACGCACUCCUGCAGAGGUGGCCUCCACGUGUGACAUCACUUUCUCCUGUGUCUCUGACCCAAAGGCGGCCCGGGAUCUGGUGAUGGGCCCCAGUGGAGUGCUGCAGGGGAUCAGGCCUGGCAAGUGCUACAUAGAGAUGUCCACGGUAGACCCAGAGACAAUCACAGAGCUCUCACAGGUGAUCACAUCGCGGGGCGGCCGUUUCCUGGAGGCUCCGGUGGCAGGAAGCCAGCAGCUCUCCAACGAUGGGAUGCUGGUCAUCCUGGCAGCGGGGGACAGGACGGUGUAUGAGGACUGCAGCAGCUGCUUCCAGGCCAUGGGCAAGACAUCCUUCUUCCUGGGGGAAGCCGGUAACGCAGCCAGGAUGAUGCUGAUCCUCAACAUGGUGCAGGGCAGCUUCAUGGCCACCAUUGCAGAGGGGCUGACCCUGGCCCAGGCCACCGGCCAAUCACAGCAGACUUUCUUGGACAUCCUGAGCCAGGGCCAGAUGGCAAGCACCUUUGUGGACCAGAAAUGCCAAAAUAUUUUACAGGGCAACUUUAAGCCGGACUACUAUUUGAAACACAUUCAGAAGGACCUGAGAUUAGCCAUCUCCAUGGGCGACACGGCCAACCAUCCCACCCCCAUGGCAGCUGCAGCCAAUGAGGUCUACAAGAGGGCCAAGGCACUGGACCAGUCAGACAACGACAUCUCUGCCGUGUACAGGGCCUACAUCCACUGAGCCAGGUGUGAUCUGGACCAGCGUCUUUAAUCCUUCUUCUUUCUCCCUUUUUCGAGUAAUGAAUUUCCUAUUUCAUUUUAAUUCUAGUUGUGUUACUUCAUUUUGCCGCAGCAGCCGCCAUGUUAGCUCCCACAAUCGAGGGGAUUGUUAUUCCUUAGUCGGAGGCGACCUUGAGCAUUGCACUGACUGUACUGGGGGGGUAAACGCUGUGAGGAGCUUGUACUACUGCAGUUGCUUCGUCUAGUUUCUGACAGCUGAAACAGAAUUCAUGCAGGGGGGAGGGGUGUACAGCUAAAGCCAGAGAGAAUACUGUCAGGUUUCCUGGAUGGAUUGCCCUAAAGAAGAUUUGUUUGUGAAAAAUGAGUAUAUUUAAUGUGUGAUUUUUGCUUUUCUUUUAAAUGUCCUGAAUUCCACGAGAGAAAACACCAAGAACAUGCCACUGCAUUGCCUUAAUAUUGUGUACCCCCUGGAGUCUUUCAACAUUAGUAUUUAUUUAUGUUUCUUUCUAGGUCUUUUUGGUGCAGAUUGGCCAUUGCUUGUUUCUAUAUUUGAAGGGAUUGGUGUUUAUGAUCUAUCUUAAACAGUUUAAGGACAGAUUAACCGAUGUGUUGAGGCCUUGAAAUGCAGUAAUUAUUGAUCAAUCUCCUCUUGAGAUUUCUAUAUUUGAAACCCUUUUGUCUUGCGUUUUGGAAGAGUUCUCAUUUACACUGUUUUUCUGUUUUUAAAUUAUUACUCUGAAACUAGAUGAGGUCUACUUUUUGAGUUGCUUUUUAAUGAAAGGAGAUUAUAUGCCCCAAUUUCAAUCGUCUUUUUAUCUGGUAAUUGGAGCUUUAAAAGGUGGCUGGGUUUCAUAAGCCAAUUUUAGACCAUCAUGGGACACAAGAAUUCAAUUAAAACAAAACUGAUGAAAACAUAUGAGCCUGGUCGGUGGUGGGACAGUUUCAGUACUUUAACAUGCUCGCCUCCACAGAUGUUAUAUUGAUAAACCAUUACAGCAGUCAAAACCCAACACACACACACACACACACAGACUUGAGCUCAUAGAUAUGGAAACUUAACAAUGGAUUCCUUUUUUAUUAUUUAUUUCUUACAUUGCCCUCAACCAGGAUUCAGGUCAAUGAAGUGGGGGGGGCCAGAUGGUCUUGGAUGCUCUUGACUGUAGUAGAGGUCUUCACUGGUUCACACUCAGUGUGUUUGUUUUUACACUGUAAAUGUUCCUGCUCCCUACAUAAUAUUAAACACUGCUUCAAAAACUCAUUUUCUGAUCACUCAAAUGUUCUUGUGGAUUUCUGCUUCAAACAUUCUUUAGUCGGGGUCUCAAUGAUGUUCAUGUCAGACGGGUCAAGUUUUGUUACUGUGGUUCUCAGGUAUUUGCGCCAAUAUAAAAUACCCUUUUCAAUUUAGAGUGAGAAUCAGGAUCGGUGCAGCGCAGGGGAGUGUCAUGUGAAAUGACGUUAGGGUAGUUUGCUCUCUUCAGAUUCUGGACCAGUGAAGACCUCUACUACAUCACACCCAAACGCAUGCAGAUGUUAACGUCCAACAUAUGCAAAAGAAACCUGGAAUAUAUUCUUAUAAGUACUCAUCAUAGUCAACCCCACUGUCUCCUCACCUUCUGGGAUGUGAUUUAACCAUGGUAGCAAGCCACCUUUACCCAUGAUGCAGUAUGAUAUGAAGACACAGGGCAGCGUGCACCAUCAGAACCUGUUAUGGCUUCCUUGCAAGGACAAACGGCUCGUUGUGGUUUGUUUGCGCCCAUGGUUUUCAUCAGUUAAACUGUACAUAAAUGAGUAUUCCAUAAACGAUGCAUUAGUUUCUUGUAAAGAAUUGAACUUCCAAUUUUGAUAGUUUGUCAAACAAAUGCUUAAGCUUUCUGAAUUAAAUGUCCCUUCCACAGUCAAGUGUAAAGAUCAGUUUUUAGAAGACAGAUGUAAAUAGCACAUGAGGUUGAGUAGGCUUUCUUUUCUAUCUACAAUAACCGGGAAUAAUACUUUUGCUUUUGACUAUACAGUCUAAAAUCUUUGUGUCUUAAUACUGUAGAUUGUUCAGUUUAAAUGUAAAUGGUUUAUUGUGUGGUUUAUAUAAUCUGGUUUAUUGCAUUUAAAAUGACUUUGAUCCCGUUAAAGGAAGGAGGGUGAACCUUUGGUUUCGGGGGAUAUUUAUGAUUUCGUGUACAUGGAAAAGUAUCAAGACUUUUGUGCUGUUUAAUAAAUUUUCUCCUGAUUACUGA